Messenger RNA from Carassius gibelio (silver crucian carp), 2631 nucleotides. RefSeq names its product protein phosphatase 1, regulatory subunit 3Cb (gene ppp1r3cb). The record is from RefSeq and is a predicted model, not a curated record. The coding region runs from base 201 to 1154 and encodes 317 amino acids. Lineage: Eukaryota; Metazoa; Chordata; Actinopteri; Cypriniformes; Cyprinidae. Gene Ontology annotation, biological process: regulation of glycogen biosynthetic process. The transcript is spliced from 2 exons. Gene Ontology annotation, cellular component: protein phosphatase type 1 complex. Gene Ontology annotation, molecular function: glycogen binding; protein phosphatase 1 binding.
AAAGCUCUUGACUUUUGCAGUACAGCUGGAGCGCGAAGGGGGCGUGCUGCAGCAAUCGACGGUUCGUCAGGGGUUUUGUAGUCAUGGUGGUCGACACGUUUUUAAAUGAAGUUUAAAAUCACGUAGGGGAAAACUGUACUUGAUCAGACUAUACCAGAGCAAACUGUGUCUGCCGUUUUGGAAACAAACAUCGGGUUUCAAUGAAUUGCACUAGGGUUCUGCAGAUACUAAACCCCAGGCCAAUGCCAAGUCCAAUUAUGCCUGUGGAUGUGGCAAUGAGAAUUUGUCUGGCACACUCGCCGCCUCUUCGCAGUUUCCUCAGUUCAUAUAAGGACUGCAAGUCCAGGAGCCUAGUCAACCAAUACAAACCUCUGAGAUCCUGCAUCAGCUCCAAGACAGAUGUGAACACUGAUAACCUAGAAUGGAAGAGUCCUGAGACCAAAGCUAAAAAGAAAGUGGUUUUUGCUGACUCCAAAGGCAUGUCUCUGACAGCAGUCCAUGUGUUCAAAGAAUUUGAAGAAGACCCCAUGUUAGACCUGCAGUUUGAAUUAUCAGACCUGGAUGAUGCCAUUGUGGGCCUGAAAGCAGAGAACGAGAAAAAUUUGAUCUUGGAUUUCCCUCAGCCUGCUGCAGACUAUUUGGACUUCCGGAACCAUCUAAAGAAGAACCUGGUAUGCUUGGAAAACUGCAUAAUUCAAGAGAGAUUACUCACUGGCACAGUCAAAGUAAGCAAUAUAAGCUUUGAGAAAAUGGUCCAUGUGCGAAUAACAUUUGAGUCAUGGAAAAGCUAUGUUGACAUUCCUUGUACAUACAUGAAUAAUGUUUAUGGAUGUGAGGACGUUGACACCUUUUCGUUUUCCAUUGACCUUCCAAGUUAUGUGCCCCUACACGAGCAGGUGGAGUUCUGCAUAUCCUACAAAACUCACAAUACCACAUACUGGGACAAUAAUGAUGGAAAAAAUUACAAGCUGGUACAUGCAGAGAACAAUUCCAGCCAGAACAGUGUUAUCCAAAAGAUGACAACAGAUUUCAAGAAUCAAGGCAAACGGCCAGAGAUGGAAUUUGAUGAAUUCGGGAGCCCAAGAACAUCUACUGGAUUCUUCCCUGAGUGGCAGAGUUGGGGUCAUAUUGAGAACAACACCCCUUACUGGUGACUGGUCAAGACCCCCGAUAAACUUGAAGUAAAUGCUGUAACAAGGACAAAUGCAAAUAGUUUCAGAAUUGAAUUGGCAUUUUGGCCAUGUGUAUCUUUGAUACUAUCCAAAUGAAUUCAGUGUUGGUGUAUGUUUUUGAGAUACACAUUCAGCUUAAUGCGAGAUGUCGGGGCUCUAAAAUUAUGCAAAGUUGAGACCAACCAUGUUAACCAUAAUGGCAGUUACUCAUAAUGAAAAAUGUUGGUUUAUGUUAGUUUCUAAUUUUUUGCACACUACAUACACUAUUUUGUAGAUCUGACAUGGGAUAAACGAAAAUUUUCUUAACAUAGAUGCCUUCCUUUGUGUUAUUUUGUGAAAAUGUUUUACACAAUGGCAUUGUUUUGGACUUGUCCUUGUAUGAAGUGAACAACUAGCAUUUGCUCUGAAAUAGAUUCUUCAGUGUACUUAUUUUGUUACCUUGAAGGGUAAUAAUUUUGUUACUCCAUCUAAAGUCACUGCAUUUUGAGAAUCCUACUUCUGAUAUGUGACUGGAUGUUAAUAUGCAAUAAUUUAAGUCAUGUUUAAAUAGAUAAUUUACCCAAAAAUGAAAGCUCUGUUAAGCCUUGGAAACAUGUUAUUUCAUUGAAUGGACAAAAUAGUUGUUCAAAUGAUCUUCUCUUCAGUGUUCCAAUGAAGAAAAAAAAGUUGUACAGGUUUAAAACCGCAUGAGGGUGAGUAAACGAUGACAAAAUUUUCAAUUUGGGGUGAAUUUUCGCUUUUAGAACAGGUAGACCUGCACUGCAUAAAAUGUGUGUAGUUUUCAGAUUAUGGAAUAAUCUGGUACAAUAUAAGAUUGCUUCAUAUUGAAGUUUUGCAUCUCAUUUGAUAGUACCAGUUUAUCUGUCACUUUAUAGUGAAUACACUAAGCGUGACACAUUAUAAGGAAGUCCAUGAGAGAUAAUAAUGCCCAUUAAGUGCUAAAUCCCAGCUGUUGCGCUUCUGAUUUUUCCCCCGUCUGUUCUACCUUUUUAAAGCUGCACUUUCCUACAACAAUAUCUUUCCUACAACAUUUUUGCUGCUAUGGUAUUGUGUGUGGUCUUGUGUGUUAUAAUGUGAUUUAUGACCCGUAGUGUGUGGAAGCUCUCUAGUGUUAUUUGGAGGAUAGAAGAUGGGGAAUUUGGAUGUAACCAAGAAGGUAGUAGUAAGUCAGGAAGCGUUGCUAAGGUGAGGAAUAAUAUUGAAUUGAGACUGUUUUUCCCUUUCCGCUCCAAUAGUAAAACGGGUUGAGGCCUUAAACAAAGGUGAUUGUGGACUGUGAUGAAUGGCGAGCUGCUGUAAUUGCGGAGAGGGAUCAUGUAGGUUGAAUGUAAAAAGGGGCCUACACAAGCCACAGUGUAUGCCUACAUAUUUUUCUACUGCAAAGAAGAUGUUUGUUUGAAAGUAUGUUGUACUAUACUGUGUUCCUGUUAGAAAUAAAACCUAAUAUUUCUCUGUUUUA